AUGGGUGAAAUGUCGCGACAUGCGAAACCCCUCCAGAUUGAAGACUAUGGGCUCAUCGGUGACAUGCGAACCUGCGCCUUGGUUGGCAAGAAUGGAAGCAUUGACUUCAUGUGCUGGCCUCACUUUGACUCCCCAUCUAUCUUCGCCAACAUCCUUGACACAACCAAAGGCGGCGGGGGGCAUUGGAAGAUCAGCCCGCAAAGCAGUACAGUGUGCAAACAGAACUAUCGGACAUCUUCUAACCUUCUUCAAACAAAGUGGAUUGACGAAGGUGGCGUGGUCAAUCUCACUGACUUCUUUGCCGUAUCCAAACACAACAAAGUCCUCAGAGAGAAAUGGAGCGGGUCUACCCUGGUGAGGAAGCUAGAGUGCGUCCGUGGGAAAAUGUCCAUUUAUAUCGAACUGUGUCCCCGACCUGACUAUGCACGACACAAGGGCUCCAUGCGAGUCUCUGAAGUCAAGAGCGAGGAUGGCACCUAUCACCAGUCCCUUGCCUGGGUUCCCGACGACAAGAAAAGGGAUGGGUGCGGCGACAUCCCAGAAUUCCACGCUACAUACUGCACCCACGACCGACCGGUCAAUGGACCACCAAAAAUGUUCCAGCCGAUCAAGCUCAGCGAAGAUGUCAACACUGACAGCAAACCACGAUCGUUCCGCGCCCGCUUCGACCUCCAAGAAGGCCAACAGAUCUUCAUGAUCAUGUGCAAUCGCCACGUCGCUCCACAUCUCACGAACGAUCUUGUAAAGAACCUCGAGAAUGAGGCCUACAAGUUCUGGACAAGCUGGGUGCGUGCGUGCCUUUACCGCGGGCGCUUCCAGCAAGAAGUCGAAAGGAGCAUGCUCGUCCUCAAACUCUUGACAUAUGACCCUACAGGCGCAAUUGUCGCGGCACCGACCUUCUCCCUCCCAGAGGCCAUAGGCGGGCCACGAAAUUGGGACUACCGCUACUCCUGGGUCCGGGACGCCAGCUUCACCGUGUACGUAUUCCUCAAAAUGGGCUUUCCGGCCGAAGCCGAAGCCUAUAUCAACUUCAUUUUUGCCCGCAUUGCCGAAUGGCGCAAGAUCGCCGAAGCAUCUGCCGGAGAGAGGCACCACCUCCCUCUAAUGUUCGGCAUCGACGGUUCGACGAGUCUGCCAGAACUCACGCUCGACCAUCUCAGUGGGUAUCAAGACAGCCUUCCCGUCCGCAUCGGCAACGCCGCCACCGACCACGUCCAACUUGACAUCUACGGCGAACUCAUGGACUCGAUCUACCUGUUCAACAAACACGGCAAGCCCAUCUUCUAUGCCCAGUGGCUUGACAUCCGCUACCUCACCGACUUUAUCUGCGAAGUCUGGACCGAACAAGACAUGUCUAUCUGGGAGGUCCGCGGCCCCAAGCAGCAUUUCACUUACUCGAAAAUUCUCCUGUGGGUCGCUGUAGACCGUGCUCUUCGUCUCUCCGAGAAGAGGAACUUCCCCUGUCCCAAUCGCAACAAAUGGCUACAGACGAGAGAUACGAUCUAUGAGGAGGUGAUGCAGAAAGGAUUCAACUAUCAGAUGAAUAGCUUCGUGCAGAGUUACGAGUCGAACACGACGUUGGAUUCCGCGGUGUUGAUUGCGCCACUCGUGUUCUUCAUGAGUCCGAAUGAUCCGCAGUUUGUGGGCACGUUGGACCGGAUCUUGCGGACGCCGGAAAAAGGGGGACUCACGAGCGCUGGGUUUGUGUUUCGGUAUGAUCACGAGCAGACUGAUGACGGCGUCGGUGGCCGCGAAGGCACAUUCGUGAUGUGCACAUUGUGGCUCAUCGAGUCCCUGAUCCGCGCGGCAAAAUAUGACUCCAAGUACCUCGACCUAGCGAACACCAUGUUUGAAACGGUCACGAAUUUUCGCAAUCACGUCGGCAUGCUGAGCGAAGAAAUCGCGCUAUCUGGCGAACAGCUGGGCAACACGCCGCAGGCAUUCAGCCACCUGGCGUACGUGUCCGCGGCGAUCAAUCUAGAGAGGGUCACACGAGGGGAUUUCGAGGGCGGGUUCGGAAAGUAA
Molecule: messenger RNA, 2025 nt
Organism: Cladophialophora psammophila CBS 110553
Lineage: Eukaryota; Fungi; Ascomycota; Eurotiomycetes; Chaetothyriales; Herpotrichiellaceae
Exons: 3
Coding region: 1-2025 (674 amino acids)
Biological process (GO): carbohydrate metabolic process
Molecular function (GO): hydrolase activity, hydrolyzing O-glycosyl compounds
Source: RefSeq, a predicted model, not a curated record